AUGGUGAAAGGUGAAGGAAGCAAUGCAGCUCAAAGGAAGCAAGAGAAACAAAGGAGGAUAGAGGAUUUAGAGGGAAUGAUACAAAGGGUGGUGGAUUCUGAUGUAGAAGGUUAUGAUCAAUCACUGUUGGAGACAGAGAGUGAACAUGAAGAAGAGGAAGAGAGAGAAUCUCGAGAAGAGGAAAGCGCUCAAGAGGAGGAAGAGGCUGAGAGUGAAGAGAGUGAAGAAGAAGAGGAAGUUGAGUUUGUUGAAAGUGAGCAAGAGGAAGUGGUUGAGGAAGCUGAUGGAGAUGUGCCAAUGGAGGAGACUGUGCCACAAGCUGUGGAAGAAGAUGACCUCUCCAUGUUCCAAGAGCACUAUGAUGCCUUUUUUCCAUGGAGUUUGUGGAAACAAAGUACCCACAUGAUGAAACCAUGA
Messenger RNA from Microthlaspi erraticum, 417 nucleotides. The record is from the annotation of a GenBank genome assembly. NCBI's taxonomy places the organism in Eukaryota, Viridiplantae, Streptophyta, Magnoliopsida, Brassicales, Brassicaceae.